AUGGAAUUGAAAGACCAAAUGCCAAGUCUAAUGCAGGAUCCAGUUGGGGUGAGAAAGAUAAGAUGGAAUGAUGUGCUUGCUGAGAACUCACAAGGUAUUGCUCAAUGGAAAGAGACAGCUGAUUCUAGUAACAAGGACUGGAAAGCAGAUGGAUGGGGUGCCAAAUCUGGUAACAGGAGUAGCCAAAGAAACAAUUCUGGGAGACCCCCAAGGAGACCGGAUGAGAGGGGUCCACCUCCACCAAGACAACGGUUUGAACUAACAAUAGAGGAGAAGAACCUUCUUUUAGAAGUUGAUCAUCUCCAGAAAUUUCACAUUUGA
Molecule: messenger RNA, 321 nt
Organism: Miscanthus lutarioriparius
Lineage: Eukaryota; Viridiplantae; Streptophyta; Magnoliopsida; Poales; Poaceae
Source: the annotation of a GenBank genome assembly